This is a messenger RNA of Agrilus planipennis (emerald ash borer), 2551 nucleotides long. RefSeq lists its product as uncharacterized. NCBI's taxonomy places the organism in Eukaryota, Metazoa, Arthropoda, Insecta, Coleoptera, Buprestidae. Gene Ontology annotation, molecular function: protein binding. The record is from RefSeq and is a predicted model, not a curated record. The annotation marks the transcript as partial. The transcript has a single exon.
UAGUAUGCUUUUUUUUAAAGAAGGAAGUUGGCGAUAGAUAAUUUGAAAUAGUAAGUUGUUUGUUUCAUAGGAACUGGUUUUAAAAUUAUAUAUUUAUUUUUUAUAAGUUUAUCUUAUACUUAUUGCAGUGGGGCUGUUAUAGUAGAGCUCCAAUUAAUCAAUUAAUUAUUAUAUAUUAAAUAAGCAUAAAACCUACAUCAAAAACCAUUCUUAAUUAAACAUUUAAUAUUUCUCUCAACAUGUAUAGUGCAACCAGUAGAAACUGCAACUUAUCAGUACUUUAGGGUGAUAGGAUAUCAACCCUAUUAAUAACUAAUACUUCUAAAAAAUAGCAAAGAAGAGGUCAGCAGAAUAGUAGGUUACUGUUAUGGCCAUUGUUAGUUAAAAUUAAAAAUACAACUAAUGGAUAUUGGUCCUAAAAAAAUAUGUUUUUAAUUUAAUUACUCGGUUAAAGUACAUUAAAAAUGUAAUCCUGCAGAGACAAUGUCAGAAGUAAAAUUAGUUCCUUUCAGCUGACAGUAUUUUUUUUGUAUCGUGUUUUUUGGUAUUAACCGUUUUUAUUAAUUUUUGUUACUUGCGCAAAUAUUCCAAAAUUUCUAGUUUUGAUAAAUAGGAUAUAUGCAUAAAUAAAUUGAUUAUGAUCGAUGAGGAUGUGGCCUGUAUUGAAAUUCAGGAACCAUUUCUUAGCUACGAAUAUAAAGGAGACAGAGACAAGGACGAGGGGAAAAGUGGACUCGGUACCCACAUUUGGACUUUUACAAAAGUUAAGCAGAAAUACGAGGGUAACUUUUUCCAAAACACCCUCCACGGUUUCGGCGACUUAUUAAUUGAAAAACAAUUUCACUACACGGGAUACUUUUUUGCAAAUUGUUACGAGGGUUACGGAAGAAUAAAAUACUUUAACGGUAAUAUUUUUGAAGGAUUAUUUAAGGACAACAAAAAGUUCGGUCCAGGUGUCUUCACCUAUCCUUUUGGCGCACAAGACGUCGGCUUUUGGGCAGGCGGAUCUUUGAUAAGACUUUGCUGUAACAACUCAGUUGACUUAAUACCCGAAAUAACUCGAAGCUAUGACGGUAAAAAAUAUAUUCAAAAAUUUAAGAAAGCAAUUACAUUUCAAUAUCCCCCUUUUGACGAGGCAAAAGAUAUAUUAAGAAAGUUAAACGUUGACGAAAGUGAUGGUAUAGCUGAAAGAAAAGAUGAACUUUACAAUCGUUUUUUAAGGCAGAAAUGCAGCCUGGCGUUUGAUAACAACAAAUUUGAAAAAAUGUAUUUUGCAGCCCCAGCUUGCGAAGAUAAUCCCAUGAUCACAGAAUCAUCCUCUUUGAGUAAUGAGUCUGCAGUAUCGUGGGAAGGGGAUUGCCCUUUGAAAAGUUUGUUUACCAAAGAAAUAUUGUUACAGGAGAUUAAAGACCAAAUUGAAAUCGUUGAUGUUUUGGUUUAUUAUCUUCAGUUACAGAAACAAAGUAUCGAACAGGAUUCCACAGAAAAUUUAUAUGUGAGCCACGAAGAGGACGAAUACGUCGAUGACUAUGGCAGUUACAAUACAGAAUAUAUUCUGAAAAACUUGGAAGAAUUACACCCUUGGCUAAAAGAUUCUAUAGAAAACAUUGAAAUUGGUCUUCAAGGCAAUGGACUUUCCACUUUUCAGAAGAAAAAAUUUGAGUCAUUUGAAGAUUCCUUAGAAAAUUUGGAAAGAAUAAAUCAUCUUUUUCUACUCAUGGAGCAACUCAAACUUUACCUCACUAACAAAUACGAACAACUAGCAACCAAAAAGAACCGAGAACGAAAGCGAACAGGAUCUUCGAAUAAAGAAAACGAAGAGUUUUCAAAUUCCGUUUUAGAAGUGCGUUCGUGGAACAAUAACCAGUGGAUAAUCGAUAUGGUAGCUCAUUGUCAUCAGUAUAAACAAAAAGAAGACACUUUAUCAUUUGAUAUAUCAGACUUUCGUAACAGAUUAAAUUUCUCAGUUUGUGGGCCCCACGAAAGCGACUGUUUAUGUUUCAUGCUACAGUGCGCUUUCGGUCGCACUAUCGAUAUUAUAAAUCUGUGCAAAAGAAGUGUAAACCCGAACGUAUCAAAUUGCAAAGGGAACUCAGGUGUUUUCUUUGCCGUGGCGUUCGACAAUAUUAAAGUGUUAAAAGCAUUGACAGAGUUGGGGGCCGAUUUGAAUGUGUACAACGACGAAUGCCUCACCCCAUUAAUUCUAUCAAUUUGCCGUUUAUUAGCGUUGAUGUACAAUAUCAAUGACUGGGAAAAAGCAUUUAUGCCUUCUAGUGUCAGCACGUCUCCAAAACAACAGGAGAGUACAAACGAUCUUAACUUAUGGCAUCUUCACUCACAAUCUGAGGAAAGUGGCAACAGCAGGUUUAUUUUACCGCCAAGCAUUGAGAAGAAAAUCUUCGAUAAUAAGCAAACUUUGGAUCGUAAAUCGGUGGGUCACCAGGAGUUUAUUUUGAGCACAGAAUGCCGUAAAGUGUCGCUGAAGAAAAUAAAAAAGAAUAAAAAAGACAAAAAGGGUUCGAAGAAAGGUAGGGACAAGAAAGAAAAAGAU